AUGGAGACAGAAAGCUGGAACGCGAGCGGUAAGUCCUCAGUCCCGGGGAGGCAUGUCGAGUGGACCGAUGCUGACGGAGAAGUGUGUCUCUCCCACAGGAAGCCUCGACUCCCGUUUCUUCAACGACGACGGCCUCUGGACAUCCGCUCCCCUCUUGACAGGCCAAUCCUCCCACGAACCCCUCCCAGAUGUCCACAACAUCAUGGUGACAGGCGGCGAAGGCUUCAUCGCCUCCUGGCUCAUCCGCCACCUCACCCUCAAGUACCCCACGCAUUACAAUAUCAUCUGCUUCGACAAACUCGACUAUUCCUCCUCCCUCAACAAUUCCCGCCUCCUGCUCUCCCAUCCCAAUUUCGCCUUCUUCCACGGCGAUCUGACCAAACCCGCCGACGUUUUGCGUUGUAUGAAGAAAUACAACAUCGAUACGGUCUUCCAUCUGGCGGCGCAGAGCCAUGUGGAUUUGAGUUUUGGGAACAGUUUCAGUUUUACGAUUAACAAUGUCUUGGGGACGCACGUGUUGUUGGAUGUCGCCCGAGAGUUUGGGCGUGUGGGCAGGUUUUAUCAUAUUUCGACGGACGAGGUGAGUUGAGGAGAGCAUGAUGGAGAUGAGCAACGAGUUGGUUCCGUUUUUGGCUUACCGGUGAUGUGAUGUUAUAGGUGUACGGCGAGGUCGAGAAGGGUGGUGCAGACCUUCUCGAGCACAGCGUACUGGCUCCGACGAAUCCGUACUCGGCCAGCAAGGCUGCCGCUGAGAUGUUCGUCAUGGCAUAUGUGCGCAGUUACAAACUGCCCGUGACCAUGAUCCGCUUGAACAACGUCUACGGCCCGCAUCAGGUGAGUAGUAGACGGACGUCCCUCGUGUUUGCUUCCACGACAUGAAGACUGACAGAUGGCAUAGUUCCCGGAGAGUGCGUUUGACAGGACGAUGCAGUAACACCUCGCGCGUGUGCUGACCGCUCACAAAACAGAAAUCAUCCCGAAGUUCAUCAACCUGCUGCAGCGCAAGAAGCCCCUCUUCAUCCACGGAGACGGGCACAAUACCCGACGAUACCUGUACGCGGGAGACGCCGCCGAUGCGUUCGAUACAAUCCUCCACAAGGGCGAGAUUGGACAGGUAUACAACGUGGACUCCAGGGACGAAAUCUCGAAUCUCGACCUCGCGGGCAAACUCCUACAAGCAUUCGGCGUGACGGACAUUGAAAGCUCGAUCCAGUAUGUCCGCGAUCGUCCCUUCAACGACUUGCGCUACGCCGUCGACGGGUCCAAACUGAGAAGAUUGGGCUGGGAGCCGAAGGUGUCGUUCGAGGAAGGGCUGGCAGCGACGGUGCAAUGGUAUGGCAAAUUCUCAGGUUGGUGGGGCCCGAUUGAGAAUAUCCUGACUCCGUUCCCCGUGGUCAAGAAGGAGGGAGCAGGCGUCGCGACGGUCGAUGCCGUGGUGAAGGAAUUGGACUGCGAAUCGGGUGAGCGCAUCUCGCAGGCAGAAGUGGGCGCAGAGGAGAAGAAGCAUAAUGGGGGCGCCAACGGGCAUCAUGCGCAGGGCCGUGGCUUGACUAAUGGAGCGACGAAGAAGCGGAAAGCUGCUGCCCUGGACGAGGAGUAA
Messenger RNA from Lecanosticta acicola, 1600 nucleotides. NCBI's taxonomy places the organism in Eukaryota, Fungi, Ascomycota, Dothideomycetes, Mycosphaerellales, Mycosphaerellaceae. The record is from the annotation of a GenBank genome assembly.